Mesocestoides corti is the source of this 378-nucleotide messenger RNA. The record is from the annotation of a GenBank genome assembly. Lineage: Eukaryota; Metazoa; Platyhelminthes; Cestoda; Cyclophyllidea; Mesocestoididae.
AUGCGCCCUCGCACACCAACCACGUGCACCACGAGCCUGGGUGGUGGUGGUGGUAGUGGUCGUGGUGGGUGGGAGGGAGGGAGGAAGGGUGGCAUGCUAUCUUGCGCACAGCUGGGUUAUCGCCAUCUUAAACCCCCACCAUUCGCAUGCUUCUCCAUCGUACAGGUGUUCAUUUGGACCCCUCUCCAAUCGACAGUUCCUCCCCUCCCAGUCUUCUCCCAAACGGGUAAAUUAUUUGCCGGCAAUGGACUCAGGUGUGGACUCGACAGGUGCUGCAGCCUUGAAACUGCAAUCCACCCCUUCCACAAGUUCAAGAGCUACUGGAUGUCCCCCACUCCCACCCUCGCAUCGCUCAGUCGUCCGAUAAUAACAAGAUGA